CUCCAGAAAUUUCCUCCCCGCACCCAAAAAACUUCUUUUAUUUUCUUUCCAAUUUCGUCCAAGAUCUGUCAUAUUCUCUUUCUAUUAUUGGAAACCUUAUACUUGAGAGGUAUUACUCAUAUUUGGCCUUUGGUGGGUGAAUUUCUCACGGCUUCUCUCAAUCAGUCAGUCUCUCAUCACUCAUCCAUCCCACAUUCAUCGGUCUUUCCAUUAUAGGGUCUUUGAUUCGGUGCAGGAUAUCAUCGGAGUUUGGUGAAAAUGGUGAGGGGGAAGACCCAGAUGAGGAGGAUAGAGAACGACACAAGCAGGCAGGUCACGUUCUCCAAGCGGAGGAACGGCCUCCUCAAGAAGGCCUUCGAGCUGUCGGUCCUAUGCGACGCCGAGGUCGCGCUCAUCAUCUUCUCGUCGAGAGGGAAGCUCUACGAGUUCUCUAGUGCAGGCUUGAGCAAGACUAUAGAACGAUAUGAAAGGCGAUCUAAGGACCUUGAAGCGAAUAACAGAUCUUCAGAAGACAACUUGCAGCAUAUGAGCAGUAACACUUCAGACCUGGAGAAGAAACUUGAGCUCCUCGAAGCUUCUAAAAGAAGACUACUGGGAGAUGGUCUCGAGUCAUGUUCGAUUGAGGAACUACAACAGCUCGAGAACCAGCUUGAGAAAAGCUUUAGCAGGAUUAGGGCAAGAAAGAACCAGUUAUUCAAGGAGAAAAUCGAGCUUCUAAAGUCAGAGGAGAAAAAACUUCUAGAAGAUAACAAGAAGUUAUGCGAAAAGCUUGGGAGGAGUGGGUCACUGAAUCCAACAUUACGACAAUCUCCUUCGACCACCCGGACCCGGGAAGUGCUGCUGCUAUGUGCCGGGGGUAUGGAUGUCGAGACGGAGUUGUUCAUUGGACCCCCUCACAAAGGUCGGCCUCCUCAAAAUUGAUGACCCGAAACGACUAAUUGCUUUUCCACAUAUAUAUGGUUAUGAUGUUUUCAUUAUAAAUCUGCAUCCUCAAAUACUGAUCGAGACUGCUGUCAUUGAUCUUGUGUGCUGGAAUAAAACAUACACAUCGCUCGGGCCAGUCGGAUGUGGUGGUACCCAUCACGUCCCAUCUAGCUGUGGGCACCACUCCAUCCAGUUGAUAAGUCUUAUCGACACUGUCCUUGAUCCCAGUAAAUCCGAUCUGGGAUAGUAUUUGUAACAUUUACGAGUACUUUGUGAAUGGUGCACAUGUCAUGUACAUACUGCAGGAAAACAAUGUAAGCACUGUGUACGUAAGUUGGAGCAUACUAGCGCAGAUGUGUGUGAUGUCUAUAUUAUUUGUCGAACAAAUUAAGUUAACUGCUAAAGCAGCCGAUUCGGCAUCGCCGAAUAUCAUUCUAUGGCAGUUUUGGUCCUGUACCUUGAUUUGA
This is a messenger RNA of Punica granatum (pomegranate), 1391 nucleotides long. NCBI's taxonomy places the organism in Eukaryota, Viridiplantae, Streptophyta, Magnoliopsida, Myrtales, Lythraceae. The record is from RefSeq and is a predicted model, not a curated record.